GCAGCAGUUCCAUUGAUACUUUUCUUUGGUUGUCUUUCACUUCAUUCUCAUUCAAGGCUCAGCCACAUAUCCAUACCGUGUUUGUUUACAUACAUACGAAGAGUGGAAAGGGGUCAAGCAGAGAGAGGUCACUGUUGCUUUAUGGAGUAUAUCUUGACAUCACCACUGGAGUUUACCGAGACUCAGACAGCUCCCAAGGAUGUAUUUACAGCACCGAAUGGAAUUCACUUUGAGAUAGUUGUUGUUGUCACCACAAAGCCAUUGAUUGACCUUGCAAAAGCGCAAGACAAAACAUAAAUCUCCCUGCUGAGACCAGGAGAAGCGAGGAUAUCAAUCUGGAUCAAUGUCUUAAAAAGGGUCGUCGUUCUGGGCCUCCCCUGAAACUUGUCCACCGCCUUUCUUUGCACCCCACUGUGUGGGCUGAGAGCCAACGAAUCCCCCACCGAUGCUUGACUACGACAAAACAAAACCGCCCCUCUUAGUCUUCAUUGUUGCUGUUCUUUUUGCUACUCCCACCUAAAUCCUUGUAGGGUCAAAAUAGACUUAAUUUUGUUUGUGGAUUCCCGUUGACGCUGCCCCCUACCGACACAAUGUCCGAGCAGGAUGAUCUCGUUGCCUCCAAGACCGAGGGUUUCAAGGUCGGAGAGAAGAAGACAAUCAAUGAGUACACUGAGCUUGAUAAGAAUGACGAAUCCCUAAACCGCUGGAAGGCCUCCCUAGGUCUUGCAACCGGUGCACCAAUUGGAGACCCCAACGAUCCCCGAAAGUGCAUUAUCAAGUCUCUCGCCCUGGAGGUUGAGGGACGGUCCGAUGUGGUCAUUGACGUGUCCGCGCCCGGUGCAGUUGAUACUCUCAAGGACAAGCCAUUCACCAUCAAGGAGGGUGCCCACUUCCGGAUCAAGGUCGUCUUCCAGGUGCACCAUGAGGUCCUGAGCGGUCUGAAGUACCUGCAGGUCGUUAAGAGGAAGGGUAUUCGAGUUAGCAAGGACGAAGAGAUGCUGGGCAGCUAUGCCCCCAACACCACCGACAAGCCCGUCUACGAGAAGAAGUUCCACGCGGAAGAGGCCCCCUCCGGAAUGAUCGCUCGGGGCCAUUACAACGCGGUUUCGAAAUUCGUGGAUGACGACGACCACACCCACCUGCAGUUCGAGUGGUCGUUUGAUAUCGCGAAGGAUUGGUAGAUUUGACGGUUCCCGGAUGAACUACGACUCUGUCAUGACCAGCAUUCUUUGAAAUUUGCAAGCGUUGUACGGAACUGCGUUCUUGGAAUUUUUGACCUUCUCUCAGAGCUACACCCCCAUGAGACACUUCUUGGGUUGUUGUAUAUAGGUCCUAAUAAUUGGAUCCCGUUUCUCGAAGUGUUCCAGACAUACAAAUACCACAUAGAUAGAUAUAUAUAGUCCUGUGUGUUCAUUUGCUGGUAGUCUUCACCGCUAUCUGAACGCAAUGCUGUCUAUAAAAUGCUUUGCCCAUCAUCUACCAAACUCCAAACAA
Molecule: messenger RNA, 1494 nt
Organism: Aspergillus pseudonomiae
Lineage: Eukaryota; Fungi; Ascomycota; Eurotiomycetes; Eurotiales; Aspergillaceae
Product: rho GDP-dissociation inhibitor
Exons: 4
Coding region: 591-1181 (196 amino acids)
Biological process (GO): Rho protein signal transduction
Cellular component (GO): cytosol; membrane; cytoplasm
Molecular function (GO): protein binding; Rho GDP-dissociation inhibitor activity
Source: RefSeq, a predicted model, not a curated record